Messenger RNA from Dendrobium catenatum, 1421 nucleotides. Its product is annotated as trans-resveratrol di-O-methyltransferase-like. The record is from RefSeq and is a predicted model, not a curated record. NCBI's taxonomy places the organism in Eukaryota, Viridiplantae, Streptophyta, Magnoliopsida, Asparagales, Orchidaceae. Bases 218 to 1318 code for a protein of 366 amino acids. Gene Ontology annotation, biological process: methylation. The transcript has 2 exons. Gene Ontology annotation, molecular function: S-adenosylmethionine-dependent methyltransferase activity; protein dimerization activity; O-methyltransferase activity.
ACUUAACUUUCAUAAAUGUUAAAUCCUUGCAGUCUAAAAUUGGUUUUAGAUACCUGCUCUCCAAUCAUGAGCUCAUUCAAAUAUCUUCUGCUAUUUGUUACACAUAAAAUAUAAUUAAUUACAUUAGGUAAUGCGAGAAAAAUAUCUCAAUCUUUAGCAUCUUUAUAUUUGAAUUUGAAUUUGCAUCGUAAAAUCGCAUUAUCUUACUCUGACGAUCAUGGAGACAGUUGUGAGCAUCGAUGCUCCCGACGCUGUGAUUCCAGACACCUUAGAAGCCCAAGCGAUUCUAUGGAAUAAAACCUUUAGUUUCGUAAAAUCCAUGUCCCUAAAAUGCGCCGCCGAACUCCGCAUCCCCGACGCCAUCCUGUGCCAUGGCACGCCGACAACCAUCUCAGACCUCAUUUCCUCUCUCUCCAUCCCCGAAGCAAAAUCCCGCCACCUCCGCACAUUGAUGCGCAUCCUGUCCCAAGACGGCAUAUUCAAAUCCCAAAUCACCCUAUCCGGCGAAGAAACCUUCGACCUCACUCCUGUUUCACGCCUCCUCACCACCACCUCCGUCUCCCAACGACGUCUCAAUUACACCCCCUUCAUCCUCACGCAGGUCGAAAACCACAUCAUAAAUUCGUACCAUCAACUCUCCCACUGGUUCCAUAGGCCGGACGUAACCAUAACGCCGUUCGAGAUGGCACACGGUAAAACGUUAUGGGAGCUCGCGGGGAAGCUGCCAGAGUUCAACGAUUCUUUUAAUAAGGGGAUGGCUUGCGACUCCGCGUUUGUUGCAGAUGUUAUAAAGAAUAUCGGCGGGGAAGUUUUUCGUGGGAUUGGGACGUUGGUGGACGUCGGAGGUGGAACCGGCUUGAUGGCAGCUGCGUUGGUGGAGGCUUUUCCGGGGUUGCAGUGCACUGUUUUUGAUCUUCCACAUGUCAUCGACACGGCAGAGAAGACAGAGGGGAUUCAGUUCGCCGCCGGUGACAUGUUCGUGGAGAUCCCAGCUGCUCAUGCUGCUCUGCUUAAGUGGAUAUUGCAUGAUUGGAAUGAUGAAGCGUGCAUCAAGAUACUCGAACGUUGCAAGGAAGCGAUUCCAUCCAAAGAAAAUGGUGGAAAAGUGAUUAUAAUCGAUAUGGUAGUUGGUGUGGGCGUCAACGCUCAAAUUGCACUGGAGACGCAGCUUUUACUUGAUUUACACAUGAUGACUUUAUUUGGUGGAAAGGAAAGAAAUGAAACUGAAUGGAGCAAGCUAUUUAUUGCUGCAGGUUUCAGUGGCUAUAAGAUAACAGCCUCCAUUGUUUUAAGAUCUAUUAUUGAAGUUUAUCCUUAAUUAAUUAGCAUUUGAUCCCAAGCAUUAUUAUUAUUGUGACUCUUGCUACGAUUGUUUGGAUUUUUCAUUUCUCUUGAUUUUAGUUUGGAGCUAAUAAUGUUGG